AUGUCUGUACAGUGCGAUAGAAGUGUAUCAGGAUAUUUUCGAAUACGGACAGAAUUACUUGAUAACGUAUUAUUUAAACCAUCGAUAGUCGGUUCUAUUCUUUUUUCAUAUCUUUAUUUCGUUUUUGUUUGUGCUCCGCGAUUUAUGAGAUAUAGGUCGCUGUAUUCGUUAAAGACGUUUGCAAGAUAUUACGAUGUAUUUCAAAUCGUGUUGAACAGUUUUAUUUUGUUUUACAGCAGUUAUUCGACGUACUUCUUAAAAUUUAUUGACUUAAUAGAAACAGGAAUAUUUGUACUCCGAAAGAAUGAUCGUCAAAUUCUAUUUCUACACCUGUACCAUCAUGUUUCAACGUGUGUAAUAAUAAUUAAUUGGAUUUAUGAAAAACACUACACCAUUGAUAUGAUUACUUUUCUAUCAUUAGUGAAUUGUAAUGUUCACGUAAUAAUGUACAGUUAUUAUUUUCUUAGUAAAUAUGGUGCAAAACUCGUAACUGAGAAUUGA
Messenger RNA from Vespula pensylvanica (western yellowjacket), 501 nucleotides. Its product is annotated as elongation of very long chain fatty acids protein F-like. The record is from RefSeq and is a predicted model, not a curated record. The transcript is spliced from 4 exons. The coding region runs from base 1 to 501 and encodes 166 amino acids. Gene Ontology annotation, biological process: fatty acid elongation, saturated fatty acid; very long-chain fatty acid biosynthetic process; sphingolipid biosynthetic process. Gene Ontology annotation, molecular function: fatty acid elongase activity. Gene Ontology annotation, cellular component: endoplasmic reticulum membrane. Lineage: Eukaryota; Metazoa; Arthropoda; Insecta; Hymenoptera; Vespidae.